UUGUAGUUUUAUCGUAUCUUUAAAAAUGUGCCUGCCACAGAUUUUCGUCCUUUGUGGGGGCGGAAGGGGGCAGGGCUGCUUCAAAGCUGCUUUGAAACCUAGGUAAAAAUUAAUUUACUUGUAUUGGCAUGCUUUUGACCUAAAUUAGAUUCUAUACAUGUCUCGAUCCCGUUUGGUAACUGCAAGAAUUGCAAUAUUAAUUUUUUUAUUUAUUUUAUUUUUAUUUUAUUUAUCCAUCUACUCAUAAGCCUAGCACACAAAUCCAAAAGCCAGCAAACAAAUGUCAUAUAUUCUUCUAGCGGCCAGUGGUUUGACCAGAGGUUUGCACUGCAUUCCGUACGGUUACACUGUUCAGAGAGCUGCUUGGUUUUGAUCAAAGUUAAUAAAAUGCACUUCUUUGGCUGUGGUCGCUCUUCCCUAGGCAUAUCCUGGGCUCCCCAAUAUUUUAUUGACAAGGUUAUGUGUCUGACUAUCAGCAGCAGAGGAUUGCAACGCCUCUCGUGCCAGACACCGUGAAGACAAACUGUUUGAAAACAAUAUUUGUUUUAUAUUUAUGAAAAUUAAUAAAAAUAAUAAAUUAUAAUAUCCAUAUAAUUGUCAUUCAUAUAAUACUGCAUUAAUUUAGUUAAAUCUAAUCUACUUAAACAAGCAAAUACUUUUCCAGUAUAUACCGACCUUUUUGUUUUUUGAUCUUAGUACUGCCUUCCGUACAGAUUGCCUUUUAAAAUUUUUAAAUCAACAUGUCUCCUCCUGUCUCGUUCGAGCAAUUUAAAGCGCUGAUAAUGAACCUGCCGGAAAUUGCAUCCGCAAUUCAAAGCGAUCAAAGCGAUGGCCCGAAGAAAACGCCGGAGGUGUGCCACGUGGUUUUACAUCGCCUUCUACAAGGACGCCACUAUCCGCGAGCGAUACCCGGUCAAGGUGCGCGCAUGUCCCCAAUCCAUGAAGGAUAAGUUGCUCACUAUGCCGGAAGCAUCGGAUGAGGAUGAUGGAAAUGGUGUGACGGUCGAAGUGGAAAGAAAGGGAAAGUUCAUCUUUCCCGUCUCUUUUGAGACGUUCAAAAAGAGCGUGGAUUCGAGGAAGAUGCGGAAGCUGCUUUACCACAGGGAAUUAAACGCGCCCGAAGGCACCCAGCAAGGAGAUCGGAUGCUGAUGGCGUAUAAGCACUUUUAUGCGUUCCCGGUAGCUCGAGUAUUCACGUAUAUUUUUAGUGAUGAUCUAUCUGAUGCCCAGCUGACAAAGUUGUUGGGAGGAGGUAAAAGCAUUCCAGCUACCGGUGCCACAUUCAGCCAUCCGAUCUCGCUGAGCUCCGCGGACCACUUUGAUGUCGUUUUCAAUUGGGAAAGUACCUAUCAGUAUCCCGUGUCCUUUGAAUUGUUCAUGCGUUGUAUUAACUACGACGAACUCAUCGGCCCCUUGCUGAGAUAUUGGAUCACAGACGAGUCGCGGCUGCCGGCCCUGUUGGCCAAACCGCAUGACUAUCACUCGUUCUACGUUGAUCCCAGUAUACGGAGACUAUUCAACUACCGAUUCAAGAACUCAUAAGGAAGCUGCGUAAACACGCAACAAUCUUGACUACAAGGGCAACGCAAGUCAGCCAGUUAAUGGAAACUACAGCACAGUGUCCAACAGCCCAGACGAUUGGACUUGACCAAAUGACCAAAGCCAAGUACAAGCGUAAACAGACUGCGCACUAAUGUGGACACACACAAGACGCAAUUGGAGGAGCAUCUCGAAAGGCGCUAUGGCCAGCACGCU
This is a messenger RNA of Drosophila obscura, 1755 nucleotides long. RefSeq names its product protein telomere ends associated-like. The transcript has 5 exons. The coding region runs from base 829 to 1542 and encodes 237 amino acids. The record is from RefSeq and is a predicted model, not a curated record. NCBI's taxonomy places the organism in Eukaryota, Metazoa, Arthropoda, Insecta, Diptera, Drosophilidae.